GGCCUCGGCCGGGGCUGGGCGCGCGACAGCACCGGGCGGCGAUGGCGGCGGACGGGGACUGGCAGGAUUUCUAUGAGUUCCAGGAGCCGGCCCGGAGCCUCCUGGACCAGGAGAACUGUAACGCGAGCCCCGAGGCCGGGGCAGGGGCGGGCGCGGGCGGCGAAGGCUUCCCGGCGUUGGCCUGCAGCUUGGAGGAGAAGCUGAGCCUGUGUUUCCGCCCCUCGGGUCUCGGCGCCGAGCCCCCGCGGGCGGCCGUGCGGCCCAUCACCGAGCGCAGCCUCCUGCAGGGGGACGAGAUUUGGAAUGCCCUGACAGAUAAUUAUGGAAAUGUGAUGCCUGUGGACUGGAAGUCAUCUCACACUAGGACCUUGCACUUGCUUACUCUAAACCUCUCAGAGAAAGGGAUAAGUGACAGUUUGCUUUUUGACACAUCAGAUGAUGAGGAGCUGAGAGAACAGCUGGACAUGCAUUCCAUCAUUGUCUCCUGUGUUAACGAGGAACCCCUCUUCACGGCAGACCAGGUUAUUGAAGAAAUUGAAGAAAUGAUGCAGGAGUCACCAGACCCAGAAGAUGAUGAGACUCCCACACAGUCAGAUCGGCUUUCAAUGCUCUCCCAGGAAAUUCAAACUCUUAAGAGAUCUAGUACGAGCAGUUAUGAAGAGAGAGUAAAAAGGCUCUCGGUAUCUGAAUUAAAUGAACUACUGGAGGAAAUUGAGUCUGCCAUUAAGGAGUACUCCGAGGAGCUGGUGCAGCAGUUGGCCCUGCGAGAUGAACUGGAGUUUGAAAAGGAAGUGAAAAACAGCUUUAUUUCUGUUCUUAUUGAAGUCCAGAACAAACAGAAAGAGCACAAAGAAACAGCCAAAAAGAAAAAGAAACUAAAAAACAGCAGCUCUCAGAAUGGGAAGAACGAGAGAAGUCAUAUGCCAGGCACACGCUUCAGCAUGGAAGGGAUCUCAAAUGUCAUUCAGAAUGGCUUCCGCCACACCUUUGGAAAUUCAGGUGGAGAGAAACAGUAUUUGACAACAGUCAUUCCCUAUGAGAAAAACAAUGGACCACCAUCUGUUGAAGAUCUUCAAAUAUUAACAAAAAUUCUCCGUGCCAUGAAGGACGACAGUGAAAAAGUUCCGAGCUUGUUAACUGACUAUAUACUGAAAGUUCUGUGUCCCACCUAGAGCAGCAUUACCUUCUGUGGACAUAACAUUCUGAGAGUUGGUUACCAUGACCUUCUUGCUACUGGAAACCCAUCACACUUGACCUUGGGUUUGUGAUUCAGUAUUAAUAGAUCAUGACUUCACUAAAUCUUUAUAUUAUAGAACCAAGAAAACUGUGGCACUCUUUUGAAUUCUAGAGUUUUUUUUGGGAUAAAUCUAAGUUCUCUUAACUUAGUGAAGAAAUAUCAAUUGUGCAUGGACAGUUACAUUUUUCAUUAACUUGACUGUAUGCCUAGUGUUUUUAUGGCUUUCUACAUCYAAAUUGCACUGAAGAACUAGAUUAAAGCAUUGGGAGAUUUAUAUUAUAGGUAUUCUUCAGUGAUGGCAAGAACACACACAGAUUUUUUUAAAAUAAGAGGACUGUCAGUAUAAAUGUUACCUAUCAGUAUUGUCCAGAGACUGAAACUUAACAAAUGUGGGCUGCCUUUGAAGCAGCAGCACUGGAAUAUGCAUUACUGUGGCUUAAGUUAAUAGUAUUGCCUCUGCUCAAGAUGACUGAUUUUAUAGCUUGCUGCUUUUCACCACUGUUGACACUUUAACCAUCUGCCACUCUCAGAAACUUGUAUUCACUUUGUGUUUCAAUGUUUUGUUUCAUGUGUCUGUGAAGAAGUGUACUUUAAAAGGAGUUUGAGUCCUUUAAGGUGCUUAAGAAAUCGUCUGCUGCUGCACUGCCCACUUCCCAUCGCUGUUGUUUUAUUCAUGCCUGUGCACCGUCCUCCAGGGCCGAUGCCAGAAACAGCUAUUCAUGAAUACAUCACUAAUCACGAACAGGUCUGCCAGAUUCAAUCAUGUCAAUGGCAUUUAAUAAAUAUAAAAAUAAUAUAUGUUAAAGAGCCUUGAGUAUUUUUAUUGUAUCUUUUGUUUGCUCUUGCAGUGCUAAGAUUAGUUGCUCUACAGUUUGUGAGCAGUGCUCCCUGAUUAGAUGGAUCAUGAUGGCAAAGAGGGGAGAAGGACUUUCCUAGAUCAUGCUGUGCUGCCAUGGAAUGACAGCCAUUCUGCUUUUUUUGGCCAGUUACGCAGCCUGCCCCUGACAUAAUAAUGUGUGUAGAGUCUAUAUGGGACCUACUAUCAGGGGGCUUUUAAAAUUUCCUCCAAAGCAUCUGUGUCCACAUUCCUUACGCCACUUAGUAACCGAGGUGCUGUGACUGCAGAGGCAGUGGCUUGAAGUCUGGUGCCAGCGUAGCUUUUUCAGUUGUUAUCUAGAGGUAUGUGGAACCUGAGGAUGGUUUCCUUGUUUUAUUAAUGUCUUAGUAGAUGGUGAACAGGUGAGAAUGAUUUGUCACUUUCUUUCAAACUGAUGAAGAUGCCUACUUACAUAAUACUAUUAAUUAAAAUUAGUUUUAUCUGAAUUUGUAAAAAUUAUGCCUUAUACCAAAGACAUGUAGGUAUAAGGGGCAUACAAUAAAGCAAAAGUCCUUAGGGGUGUGUUUCUUGAACAGAUUGAACCACGUUCUGUUUAGAGCUAAUCAUACUGAAGUUGAUGCCUUUGAUAUAUAUGUAAGCCUACUUUCUCCCACUUACAUUUUCCUGACAACUCAGAGUACCCUUUGUAAUUAGAUUUCUCUGAUUUUGUUUGGUAAAUACUUUCUUCUUUAGCAGUAAAUAGCUGUAGAGUUUUCUGUAACAAUCCUUUUCCACAUUGCUGAAGUAGAUUUGAUACAGGUUGGGCAUCCCUGGCCUGAAGUCUAAAAUGCUUCACAGUCUAGAACUUUUUGAGCACUGCAGCAAUUCCACAAGCGGACAAUUCCACAACUGACCGGACGGGAUGAGUCAAAGUCAGAAUUCAGUUAUGCUAAGGAUACUGUCAUCAAAUCAGGCUGUGUGUGUAAGGCACAGAUGAAAGAUAAAAUAACUUUCAUGUUUAAACUUUGGUCUCAUCUCCAAGAUACCUCAUGAUGUAUAUGCAAAUACUCCAAAAUCUGAAGAAAUCCUGUGUGAAACAAUUCUGGUCCCAAGCAUUGUGGAAGGAGGUAAUUCAACGUGUACUGAUGACAAGCACAUCGCUACUCAUGACUGGCAGCAGGUAGCUCUCCUGUACUGCUGACAAGCACAUCGCUACUCAUGACUGGCAGCAGGUAGCUCUCCUGCCGCCCUAAGAACAGUGCCCUGUGCAGUGUACUCAGGGGACAUUUUCUGCAAAGAUUCCUUGGGAAAGAGCCACCUGCUGCGAGGAACACUGGGCUUCUUGUGAGCUGGACAACCUUGAAACAGAAGGACCAUUUGUCUUUCUGAUCCCAGAUAAGGAGUCUUUUUGAAAGUUACAUGGUGUGAUUUCUUCUCAAAGUGUUUACUUGCUGCCAAGAACCAAGUUGCAAAUCAUCCCCUUACAGCUUGGCUUUUUGAAGAAAACAAAAACAAACUGUAGAACUACGGUGCACUCCAAGUGCCAUAUAUCUAUUUUAUUCUUCAGGAAAUUAUAUUUGUUUUUCUUUUACAAGAGCACAACAGGAACCAAAGUAAAGGAGUAAUAGAUACAGCACUCAGGAUAAAUCAUAUCUUUAAAAUAAUAAUAAAAAAUUUACACCUUGUCCUACAUCCUGUUAGUAUUUUCAUAUGGCCAUGAUUGAAAAAACAAAAAGCAAGCAUUUACAAUUUUUUUCUUUGAUAAAGACUUUAUAUGCCAGGAAUGGAUUAAUUGUCAACAAAAUUUUAUACUAAUCAGGCUGAUGUAAAUCUAUUUUGGUAACAUCAUAUCAUUAACAAAUUUAUUUUGGAAAUAGAUAAAAAUAUUGCCCCUUGAUAAUAAAUCUUAUUUUUUUUCUUUGAUGCAAACAGCUAGAACACCUUUUUCUUUUUUCUUUUUGAUAUUCUAAAACAAAAAAAAUGGUUAAUCUUCAGAUUAAUAAAUUAGGUCAUUAUAAUAAUAAAUUAAUUUUUUUUAAAGUUCAGCAACCUCUGUCCAAGUAUUUACAACAAUACUUGAAAGUUCCUUUACAAAACAGAACACAUUUUCUUUUCACAUUAAGCAUACUGGGUAUCUGUGUCUUUCACAACAAGCAUUUUUAAAAGAAAAGUCAAUGCACAAAUGGGUCAUUAGUAUAAAAGUGCUAAGAGCUGUUUGAAAAGUUAACACUAUUGUGUACAGUCAGUUAUAUAUUCGAGGCAAACUACAACAAACUUCCAGCUUAUUGUGGACAAUAUUCCAGUAGUUGUUUCAAA
Urocitellus parryii (Arctic ground squirrel) is the source of this 4370-nucleotide messenger RNA. It is a transcript of the gene Fez2, whose product is annotated as fasciculation and elongation protein zeta 2. The record is from RefSeq and is a predicted model, not a curated record. NCBI's taxonomy places the organism in Eukaryota, Metazoa, Chordata, Mammalia, Rodentia, Sciuridae. Gene Ontology annotation, cellular component: cytoplasm; axon.